AUGUCAUGGUGCAUCAAGGUAGCCGUGCCUGUUUGUCUCCUCACCUCAUUUGUCUGUUACGUGAAGAUUUUCUUCAUUUUGCGUCAUAUCCAAAUCUAAGUGCUGGACCACUUUCCUAAAAGACAGCAGAACCAACCAGUUCCGCUCAACAUAGCGAGAUACAGAAAGGCAGUGUCAGCUGCAUUGGGAGUGCAGAUGACAUUGGUUGUUUGUUACCUGCCGUUUCUUAUAACCCAAGCUUUGACACCUCAACGAGGGAUGCCACUAUCGGUUUACCUUGCAAAGGAAUUUACCGGUACUUUAGUUCUUUUAAACUCCUCUUUAAACUCGUCGCUGUACUGUUGGAAGAUUAGAGAAGUAAGGCAAUCUGUGAAGGAUACCAUGAGAGAACUUUUAUGUUCAUCGCCAAAUUAGAUUGUUACAUAGCUGGAGAAUUUUCUGCCACAUCGCGUGCUCUCAUUGGUUACUUACAGGUCUCAUGACAUCUAACGAUGAAACUUUUUUCCCGCCAAAAUCUCUGAGAGGGCAACAUUGUAAAAUCUAUUAAGUCAAAGGGUAACAGUGCAAUGUGUCCCGCGAAUGUUGACCAACGACCGCCGUUACAGCGAGGUUUAUUAAAUUUCCAGUCUCAAAAUUUCCAGGGCUCCGCCUCGGGAAACAUUGCGAUUCUCGAGAAAGAAAAUUGCCUGUUCCCUUCGAACUAGUCAUUAAGUGUUUAUUGUUAGAUUUAUUGACUACAGUCGGGCCUCCCUUAAGCGACCACUCAAAAUACGAAGAUUUAGUGGUCACACAAGAUUUAGUGGUGACACAAUACAGGUGUGAUGUGACAAAACCGCGCGGAGUAUUUGUUAUUAACCUCUCAGCCAUAUUCUGAAGACACUGUAGCUCAUUGAUAUUAUUUCAUGAGAGACGGUAGAGUAAACUAUUACAGUAAUCGACGGGCCCCAUUACCAGUGCAUGAACCAAACAUCUGGUUGAAUCCAAUGUUAAGUAUUUCCUGAUCUUUCUUAUAUAGUAGUAACCUGUACAACAUGUUUUUGUAAUUUGAGCAUCAAACUUCAGACUUCGAUCAAACAGAACUCUAAGAUUUCGUGCAGUACAACGCUGAUGUCAGCAACAGAUAAUUCUGCGACACUAACCCCUUCAAGUUGUUGCCUACUUCCAGUGAUCAUAAAUUCUGUUUUAUCAUCAUUAAGUUUAAGAUUGUCAAUCUACAUCUAAGCGUUCUGAUACAAAGCUCCAUUGACUUAAUGGCUUCCGAUUAAUUCACUUCAUUAGGCUCGAACGAUAGAUAAAGUACACAAUCGUCAGCGUAUGUAUGCGCUUCAGGUAAAUGAGGUUUUAUUUCCUCAAAUAACUUACUAGAGUACAGGGUGAAAAGUAAAAUUCUCACCAAAACCGUCCUAAAAAUAAACUGGUCCGUGAAAACGCCGUGAAACGAGCGCAUGGAAGUUGUUCGCUUCGGGUUAUGGGCUCAUCCAUUCAUGCAAUAAAAAACGCAAGCGACCGGAUUUUUUUAACGGUAAAUAAACAGCAUAGAAAUUGCUAACUGUAAGGAAGCCCAUAUCAGAAGUGACAAUCAAUGUCCUUUCCUCAUUACGAGGAAAAAAUCUUGAUUUUUUUUUUUUUAACAGACAGCUUACUCUCAACGGCUCCUGCUACAGAGAAAUGGCUCAAGUAACAAAUUUUGCAGAAAAUAAAAGCCUGGAGAAAUUGAACAACGAACCGCUGUGCACGGCCGAGUUAACUGGAGAAGUAAAACAUGAGCUAAUCUUUCUCUUGACGGAUUUGUUAACUUUUUUCACAGGCUAUGUUUUUAGUGUGGUGUCUUUAUUAACAAUGACUGUAAUAAGCGUGGACAGACUUCUCGCCCUGUUACUGGGGCUGAGAUACAGACAAGUUGCAACUUUAAAAAGAACACUCAUGAUCCUAAUUGUUGCUUGGAUUUUGCACAUUUUGGGUAUAUUGGCUUACCUUUGGGAUCCUAUUGUGAUGUCAUGGUGCAUCAAGGUAGCCGUGCCUGUUUGUCUCCUCACCUCAUUUGUCUGUUACGUGAAGAUUUUCUUCAUUUUGCGUCAUAUCCAAAUCUAA
Messenger RNA from Porites lobata, 2091 nucleotides. NCBI's taxonomy places the organism in Eukaryota, Metazoa, Cnidaria, Anthozoa, Scleractinia, Poritidae. The record is from the annotation of a GenBank genome assembly.